This is a messenger RNA of Saccostrea cuccullata (small rock oyster), 1678 nucleotides long. RefSeq names its product probable mitochondrial pyruvate carrier 1. Lineage: Eukaryota; Metazoa; Mollusca; Bivalvia; Ostreida; Ostreidae. The transcript has 5 exons. Gene Ontology annotation, cellular component: mitochondrial inner membrane. Gene Ontology annotation, biological process: pyruvate import into mitochondria. The record is from RefSeq and is a predicted model, not a curated record. The coding region runs from base 1 to 441 and encodes 146 amino acids.
AUGCCGGGGAGACCUCUACUACAUUUUUGGGGACCAGUUGCAAAUUGGGCCAUUCCUUUGGCAGCUAUAGGGGAUUUCCAGAAAGACCCAGAACUGAUCAGUCCAUACAUGACCCCAGCCCUCAUUGGUUACUCCUCGGCCUUUGCCAGGUUUGCAUGGAUGGUUAAACCUCGAAACCUGCUGCUCUUGGCGUGUCAUAUGACCAACAUUACUGCCCAGUGUGUCCAAGCCUGUAGAUACGUCAACUACUUCUAUUUAACAAAGCCAGAGGAUAGGAAGAAGCACCACAUAGAGGUGGUAGAGAAAGAGAUUCACUCCCACCCCGAGCAGUACCCCAAGGUCCACAUCAAGGACCACCCCUCCCCCAGGGAACAGGUGGAGGAGGUCAAGGAAUUCGACGCAGCAUACAAACUCCCAAAAGAAACCCCCAUCAUUACUUAACUUAGAUGUCUCUUAGAAGAACUUAUUAAUAUCAAGGAUUUUUUAUUUUUAUUUAUGUUAUUUGUUUUGUACAAUCAACUUUAUUGAUGAUAAUUUAAAAGAUGUCUUUUUUAAAAUCAAUUUUGACAGCUAGGGCUUAUACAUGUGUAAAAGGGCAAUAAAAAAUGAGAAAAAUGAUAAAAACAAAAAUUAUUAAAUAAUGACAGACUCUUUUACAGAAGCAAAAUCCCUUUCAGUAAUGAAUAUAUAUUUCAUGUUUUAAGUCUGCUGUUUAGAAAUAUAUGUUAUUUACACUAAUCUCAGUCAGAAACCUUUAUUUCACAAUAAUGAUAUGAACCAGGGUAUGAAAUUGUUCAGAAUAAGACAUUUUGGUGAAGCCAUAUACUGGUUUGUAAACACCUAUCCCUGUGAUAUUUCAGUGCGCAUUACCUAAUGAACUUAACCAGUUUGGGAAUAACUUAUCAUUUUUACUAACUUUCUUCAUCAAUUUUACUCAGUUAGUCAGAUUUUGUUUGCAUGUAAUAUAAAUGUUGAUUAGACCAAAAUGCACUCAUUUUGAAUGGGAUUUUUUAGGUCUAACUUGAUGCCAGGAGUUUUCAUUUUUAUUUUAUAAAUAUAUUUUUUGGUUUAGCAUAUAUUGAUUUGAGAGGGAUAGUGCAAAUGAGUCUUGCAUAUGAUUAGCAUUAAAAGAAGUGCUUAGCAGCUUUGUUGAAUUGUAAGUUACAGUAUUAUUUGGAUGAAUAAAAUAAGAAACAAUUAAGUUGGGUUUCAUUUCUGCACAACAUUGAAUCAUUAUUAAAGGUAUACCCGGUAUGCAAUUAACAUUUUAAAUAAAUGUCAUUUACCAUGCCUAUCAUCUGUUGUACCUUAAUAGCAAAUGUACAGUACAAAUAUCAUGCAUGUUUAGUUAUUUAAUCAGAAAUACAGUCUUGAUAAAAUUUUAUUCCAUGUUUUGAUGGAAAAUUGAUGAUUGUAAUUCUUUCAGUGCACUUGUUCAAUCACUGUAUUUUCACAGUAGGUUUUAGUUUGAUAUUUGUAAGUGUAGUGCUACAUGUGUGUUGAAAUAUGAACAUGGGUAAUGGUUGUAGGAGUUAAACUAUGAAAAAUAAAUGCAAAAUUGAUGAAUUCAAUCAUUAUUGAAUGAAGAAUAAAAAAUAUGUGUAUAAAUGGAGACUGUCAUAUCACACAGUAAUAUCAGAAUGGUGAAGGGCAUUAAAAUAAGCAGAUCGAAUGUAAU